Molecule: messenger RNA, 798 nt
Organism: Lactuca virosa
Lineage: Eukaryota; Viridiplantae; Streptophyta; Magnoliopsida; Asterales; Asteraceae
Source: the annotation of a GenBank genome assembly
AUGUCGACCAGUGGCCACCCUCAGGCUCAGGCUCCACAACGAGAUGGGAGGCAGCGAACUGCCCCUGGUGGUGGAGUCUUUUCGAUCUCGUCGUCACCGCCUGCGACCAUGAUGUUUUGUAACUCGUAUAAGAACCAGACCUCCUGCUUUACCUCUUCCGCACCUCCAUCAGUAAUUGAUUCCGAUAGACAUUUCUCCGGAUUCAUGAUCUGCUUUAUGGAGUCAGAAACCAAAUCUGAUGGCCUUCAAUUCAAAUCCAGAUCCGAUACCGCUUGUUCUAGCUCUGAUCGCGAUUCGCUACUGUCAUUCGCCGCCAACUUCCCCACCCUUAAUUGGACUGCCGCCAUUGAUUGUUGUUCAUGGGAUGAAAUUGAUUGUGAUGACAUAGGGAAUUGGGUGGUGGAGUUGUCGUUGCCUGACAGAGGUCUUCGUGGUGUAAUCCCUUCUUCUCUUCAAUCUCUCAACACUAUCUCCCUCCUAAACCUGUCGUGUAAUUUCCUAUCUGGACUCCUCCCCGAUGGACUUUUUUCCUCUAUGAACAACCUUCGCAUCAUUGACGUGAGCUACAAUAGGUUUUCUGGACAGUUACUGGACAUCUUGCCUCCUACAAUCCAAUCGCUAAAUUUCUACGGUAGUUGUUUCAAUGGCACGAUUCAAGCUGCGUUUCUCCAGGCCAUACCAAGCCUGAUUGCUCUCAAUGUCACCAACAAUACCUUCAUCGGCGUCAUUCCUUCCUCUAUAAGCGACAACUCAACAGGAUUAGUGAUUAUCGAUUCCUUGAUGGAUACAACCUCUUAA